GCAGGAUGUUUUGCGUCAGCUUACGAUUGAAUGGUGGCCUGCUUCCUUGACCGAUCUGUGUCCUAGGCAAAAUCAAAUCAAAUAUGCGGCUUCAUUCUUUAAAGCCAGCCUACCUACGGUGCGCUUGCACGCUGUUAUUUCAGCUUGUUUUUCUAAUAAGUGGUGCCAACAUAGUGGCCAGCGAUGAGGACGUUGUACAAGAGAAGCAUGUGAUCGAAGGCAAAGUGGUGCCUCCUGAAAUCGCCACAUCCGAAUGGCUAACAUCCACACGAAUUCUUGUGAACGGAGGGGAACAACUCGGUUUCUUGAGGAGCGACGGCAGCUUUUCAGUGCACAAUCUGUCUCCUGGGUCGUACGUCGUCGAAGUGGCUAAUCCUGACCAUGUGUACGAGCCGGUACGUGUCGACAUCAACUCCAAGGGGAAGUUCCGGGCACGUCGAGUCAACUACAUCCAGUCAAACUUGAUACAGACUCUUGCGUACCCGCUGAAACUGAAGAGUCGCGGUCCCUUCCAGUAUUUCCAAGUUCGGGAGACAUGGAGGAUCACCGACUUCCUCCUGAACCCUAUGGUUCUCAUGAUGGUGGUUCCUCUACUCCUCAUCAUGGUCUUGCCGAAACUGAUGAAUGCAGCUGACCCGGAGACUCAAAGGGAGAUGCACCAGAUGCAGAUGCCGAAAUAUGACAUGCCUGAGCUGUCGGAAAUGAUGACCACGCUCUUCACGGGAGGCAACAAGAGGCAACAGCAGGCCAAGACAACUCGAGUGGCCAAGAAGCGGCAGUAGCGAGCUUUGAACAGGGCACGUGAUGCCACUGCUCUGCUGUGCUGUGAUACCCCAAUUCAGUAUCUCCUGUGCAAAAUAAUGGACAACAUGUGUAAAAGAUAUCCUUAAGCCAAUACUAAUGGACAAGACAUGUCAAGACUGUUUAGUUUUGUUUCCUCCCUGCAUUGUGUUAUUUUAUGCACCCUAUUGCCACACCUCUUCGUGCAACGGAAGUUACCCAAAGCAUUUGUGCGGGUUUUGGAUUUUUCACUGGGUCUUGUAGAAAUUUAAAAAUGUGUGCACCUUAGCAUGUUGCAUGAACAUGUCAUGGCUUACUGUCUCAUGUUAUCAAGAGAACAAAUCACCUGCAUUAAACAGUCGCAUAACCAAUGCCCACUUUUGUGCAUUGAGUGCAAUAUCCCGAGUCAUUGCACCCCCAUGUCCCUAGCUGCCAUGGCAACGUCUCAGUGUAAAAGCAAGGAAAACGAGUAACUGAAGGGCAAGUAACUACAUGAGCCAUUAACAGGCAGUCUUUGUAAACGUUUUCCAGCGGCAUGUGCUUACAAUGUGCCACUUCGAGAUGAGUGCAUUCACGAAGGCAUAGACAAGUAAAGAUAAACUCGUUAUGUGCACAAAUACGCAAUGGCAUUAUGUGGUCUGCAGUACCAUUGAUGCUUGGGAAAGGGUGAGUGAUAUCUUAGUACAUUUGGAGGAAUUAUUUGGGAAACUCAUAUUUUGUGAGUAACAGGAAGGUGGGCAAUGAAUUGAGAUAUUACUGUAGUUGUGCUUUCCUUGAAGCAAAUUAGCACCACAUGUACCUUCAUUUUUGAGCAUGCACUUGUAAUAAUGAGGGCAAGAUGCACCAAAUAUGCAACCUGUUUUGCUUUAGCAAUGUGCCUCAACACUGCAACACAUGGGGAAACUUGCUUUGUGUUUGUAUAUCUUGUACUAUAUUGUUUGAUAUCAAGUGCACUGGGUUUAGAACAAAGAGCAGUAGUCUGCUUAUGUUGCUAUUGAUGAUGACGUGGUCUAGACAAUGAUAUGCCUUGUUGUUCAUGGACUCGUGCAUUCCUUUAUACCGAUGGUGUUGAAAGGCUAGUGCACAUUGCAAAUGAUGAAUGCGGAAAGUCAUAGAGGUCCUCUUGAUUGCCAGCUUUGAGGUUCUAUGAAACAUUAAGUGAUAAGAGACUUUGCAACAGAUGUAAGACACAUUUGCAAGCCAGCUCAUCUGACAUGCUGACAUUUUUGUUUGAUAAUGUUUACUCUUAGUUUAAAAUGAAGCUUAGCAUUCUUUUUCCUUUUCUUGCUGGUGUAAGUUUGAGAUUUAUGCAGGCCUCUUCGCAUUUUUGCAGGAUCUUGCUCCAUAGAGCCAUCAAAAUGAGCUGCUGCUGGUUUUUCAAACACAUGAUGGUAGCACAGCUUGCGUGUAAAAAAACAUUUGUAGUAUAUCUCAGUGUGUUUUUUAUGAACUUGGGGAACAAUUCUACACUUCUGCAUGUACCAUGGUUGUAUUUUGUAAAGCCCUCAAAAUGUUUUUUUUUUUUAUUAUUAUUAAUGGUGUAGAACACUAAAGGCUCACUGUGAACCUAGUCCUUGAUUUCUUGGCAGUUAUGGUGUGCACAUAUCGCUGGUUGUAAUGCAUUGCUGGUUUGUUAAGUUAGCCCAGAUACGGGUUGUUGGUUUUUCAGGCCAAACAGCUUGCAUGAUAUAUUCAUGUUUGUCCGCGCAAUUUCUAAUCUCUCAAGAGAGAAUUUAUACAUUGUGAUGCUAGUGACCCUUUGUGUUCCUUUUGUAAGGCAGUGAGGAAAUCAAAAGUGCACUUGUUAUGUUUCUCAUAUGAUGAAAAUGCUUAGCAAUUCCUGUUGUUCUAUAGUGUUAAUUGCUUUUUCAAUUAUAGACCAUUGAUAGUAAUUUUAAUUUACAAGCAAACUGCUUUGCAUGGUUAGUAAGCAUAUAUGGAAUUUUAUUUUAAAAUUGUCAUAUAAACAGCUAUAUUCACUGAAAAUUACAAAUCUACAGUCCGCCACCAGCCUUUUAGGCUAAACUAUUGCCUGCAGAAAAACUAUUGCCUGCAGCCUUUUUUGCAACAUUGGCAUUUCCAUGUGCAUAGUUUUAUUAUUAACAAGUUAAUAUUAUUGUAUUCUCCGAAGCUGACAUUUCUUUCCGUUGUCUGGUCUUGGCUCUGAAUGCAUGUGUGUACAAGAACAUUUUUUGUAUUCCACAUCAGGAAGCCUUGAUCUGUGUACAAAAAAAUACAGACAUUGUUAUAUUAUGGUGAAUAAAUUUAUGGCAACAAA
Dermacentor silvarum is the source of this 3058-nucleotide messenger RNA. It is a transcript of the gene EMC7, whose product is annotated as ER membrane protein complex subunit 7. Gene Ontology annotation, cellular component: EMC complex. NCBI's taxonomy places the organism in Eukaryota, Metazoa, Arthropoda, Arachnida, Ixodida, Ixodidae. The record is from RefSeq and is a predicted model, not a curated record. Gene Ontology annotation, molecular function: carbohydrate binding. The coding region runs from base 84 to 782 and encodes 232 amino acids. The transcript has 4 exons.